This is a messenger RNA of Drosophila willistoni, 2877 nucleotides long. RefSeq lists its product as uncharacterized. The coding region runs from base 118 to 2463 and encodes 781 amino acids. The transcript has 8 exons. NCBI's taxonomy places the organism in Eukaryota, Metazoa, Arthropoda, Insecta, Diptera, Drosophilidae. The record is from RefSeq and is a predicted model, not a curated record.
UUCACCCAUGGUUUUAAUCGGUUGUGAAUUAAAUUGUUCAUCGUCGCUGUUAUAAAUGUACAAAUUUCACGACAGCACUGAAACAGUUACAUUUAAAGCUUACUGUUCGCAAUCAUCAUGGCCUUUCUUCUGGCCCAUAGAAGACAGCAUAAUAUUGGCACUCGGUUAGCUUUAUUCCUAAUGCUCGUAUGGAUCGGUGGGGGUGCCUUGGCAGCAGGCGCCACCGGAGCACAGCGUCCUGUGAAUGCUAAUGCGAAUCCACGUUUGCCACGAACAAGUGCCAGCCAACUCAAUAGUGGCAGCAGCUCCACUACCACCUUCAAACUAGCUGCCAAAACAUUAAACGCAACGCGCAAUGGAAACUUGCGCACAAGGGAACAACAGUUGCUAAAUAUAUUUGAAAUAAUUAUUACCACAUUGGAGGGGAAAUUGAAACGUAUUGAUAAUCUGGACAGAUCAGUUGAACUUAUAAUGCGACAUAUGGAAAUUUUGGAUAAUCGUGUGGCUGAUAAUAUAGUGAAAACCGAAGCGGUUAUAUCUAAACUUUUAAGUUUAGAUACAAGGCUUUCGAAUGAUGGACGAGUAUUGCCACAAACCACAACUAUUCCCGACAGUACUUCGGGGGGUAAAAGACCAAAUGACAAUCACAAUUCGUCGGGUUAUUUGCUUGAGAAUCAACUCAUUCAACUGGAUCAAAAGGUCAGCGACAUUGAUUCGAAACUUGAAGUGCUAAAAACUCAAAUCGAUAAUAACCUAUUGCAAGGAGAUGAUUUCAACGUCGAAGCCAGUGAGAAAAAGCCAAUUACCAUGAAUGUAAUUGAGAUUACAAAGGCCAUGAACACCGAGGCAAUGGCCCAUGUAUCAACGGAAUUGAAUGAGCUUCGCGACUCAACAGACAGUAUUGAUAAAAAACUACAAUUUCACAUAAAUAUUGUAUCGGAAAAUAUUGGACGAAUGCUACGCAUGAUACAUGACAUACACUUUGCUGUCGUGGAUCAUCCGGAGCAGAUAAACGGAUUCAAUGUGACCACAACGGUUCCACCACCAAUCAAAUCAAGCAAAAUUGAUGCACUGGUCAAGCAAAUGCGUCCCAUGGUAUCGGUAUCUGAAAAAAUGGAUGAAGUCUGGGAUGUUGUUGUGGGCACAAAGUCGACCGUUGACAAUCUUUUGCCCAAAUCGGAUGCCCUUCUUUCACAAACCCAGCGUCAGGAACGUGCAAUUGGCGAAAUUCAUCAAGACUUGAAGGCGAAAACAAAUUUAAUUAUUAACAAUUUGGAUAUGGUGGAGAGACGCCUGAAGAAACAAGAAGAUGACGUACAGAUCUUGGCACAGCGGCCAGGACACUCGGAGCUGUUAAUGGAUCCAACGAUUGAUCGUUUGGUUGAAUACGAUCCAAAUAGAUACUCUGUCUAUGAGGACACUUUGGCUGAGGUGAAUACGCAAGCUACUCCAGCUUUUCCACCUGCACAAUCCUUUGCAGUGCCACCCACAUCGCCUAUACCAAUUACAAACAAUACAGCCACUGAAGAUAUAACACCAAAUCCGAAUCAAAAUACUACAUCGGCCACGAAUAUUGGCAAUGUGCUUGGCAUUAUGUUAAAUGGCACUUUACCCUCAGCGACAACAGUGCCUACUUCCAAUCCAGCACCCACAAAGUCCAUAGUUCGUAAAGGCGGCAUCAUCUUUCCAAGUGUUAAGAAUAAGCCGGCUGUGGUCAACAACACAUUCACCAGCGACAUUUUGACCCUCAAAGAUGUGAAGGGUUUCUCUUGUGUGGAUCUGUUAAACGCUGGCAUGAAGCAAUCUGGGGUAUUUUAUCUACAAAUUCGGGGAACAACCUAUUGGUUCCUGAAAGUUUUUUGUGAACAGGAAAUAGCUGACGGAGGCUGGACGGUCAUACAAAGACGUGAUGACUUUGGAGAGCCAAGAGAAAACUUCAACCGCGAUUGGGCCGAUUAUAAAAAUGGAUUUGGAGAACCAGGAAAAGAAUUUUGGUUAGGCAACGAAAACAUCUAUAUGCUGACAAAUAAUGAAGAAUAUGCCCUUAGAGUAGAAUUGGAAGACUUUGAGGGAAACAAACGGUAUGCACAGUAUUCACACUUUAAGAUUCACUCAGAGUCUGAUUAUUAUAAACUCGAGAUCGACGGUUAUGAAGGAAAUGCAGGGGAUUCGCUAAAUGAUCCAUGGUACGGUUCAAACAAUAGUCCAUUUUCGACAUACAACAAGGACAAUGACCGAAGCUCACUUAAUUGUGCAAGCAUGUUGAAGGGCGGCUGGUGGUGGAAGUCCUGUGGUCGCGGUCUUAAUGGCCUAUAUCUUCAUGACCCGCAGGACUUAACAGCUCGACAGGGAAUUGUAUGGUUUCGCUGGCGUGGUUGGGACUACACAUUAAAAAAGGCCACUAUGAUGAUACGUCCAAGGAUGCCUCAGCCGCAGUCUAUGUCGGUAGCGACGAUCGCCUAACCAUCAAUAUAUAACGAGUUUAGUUAAUGGGAGAAUCGAUGCUCCGCUAGGUUAUUAGCAUCCUUCAUAAUUACAUAACAAUAGUAAAUUUUUUUGCAUUAAAUCACACUGUAAUAUUAAUUUCUUAUGUUUACACAUAUUAACUUAUGUUUAAUUGUUUAUUUAGAUUAUUUAAUAGCCAGAUAAUUUUCCUGUUAUCAGACUCCAUUCUACAUACAUAUGUACAUAAAAAUCACAAUCGAAACAAAAAUCUAAAAGAAAAGAAAAAAAAAACUAUCCUAGUGCUAGCCAAUCUGUAAAAUAGAUGAAUGCUGAAGUUAAUUGUGUUUAACGCAAUAUUAUACAAAGAGUGUGUAUCUGAGCGUCUGCACAAGUCUGACAAUAAAUGUUUGUCUUCUUUUUUUGUUCCACACA